GCGUCUGGAGAGGACUUGGCGGUUACCCACGUAACAAGCAGCCCUCACUCCCGAGUUGUCCUGGGCCUGCAGCGAACAUGGGCGUGCUUAGGGAUGGACUGUGUCCAGGCCUCACCCAGGAGAUGGUCCAGCUUCUGAGGAAUCGCGGAAUCAAGACAGUGGUGGACCUGGUUUCUGCAGAUCUGGAAGAAAUAGCCCAGAAAUGUGGUUUGUCUUAUAAGGCCCUGGUUGCUGUGAGGCGGGUGCUGCUGGCUCAGUUCUCAGCUUUCCCCUUCAAUGGCGCUGAUCUCUAUGAGGAACUGAAGAGCUCUACUGCCAUCCUGUCCACAGGCAUUGAGAGCCUGGACAAACUGCUUGAUGCUGGUCUCUACACUGGAGAAGUGACUGAAUUUGUAGGAAGCCCAGGUAGCGGCAAAACUCAGGUAUGUCUUUUUGUGGCUGCCAAUGUGGCCCACAGCUUGCGGCAGAAUGUCCUAUACAUUGAUUCCAGUGGAGGGCUGUCAGCCUCUCGCCUCCUUCAGCUGCUUCAGGCCCGAACCCAGGAUGAGGAGGAACAGGCAGGAGCUCUCCAGAGAAUCCAAGUGGUGCGUGUGUUUGACAUCUUCCGGAUGCUGGACGUGCUGCAGGACCUCCGAGGCACUGUGGCCCAGCAGGUGAUCAGUUCUUCCGGGACUGUGAAGGUGGUGGUGGUAGACUCGGUCACUGCAGUGGUCUCUCCACUUCUGGGAGGUCAGCAGAGGGAAGUCCUGGCCUUGAUGAUGCAGCUGGCACGGGAGCUGAAGACCCUGGCCCGGGACCUCGGCGUGGCAGUGGUGGUGACCAACCACGUGACGCGAGACAGAGACAGUGGCAGGCUCAAACCUGCCCUCGGACGCUCCUGGAGUUUUGUGCCCAGCACCCGGGUUCUCUUGGAUGUGGGAGAUGGAGCAGGCACAUCAGGCAGCCAACGCAUGGCAUGCCUGACCAAGUCUCCCCGUCAGCCAACAGGAAUCCAGGAGGUGGUAGACAUCGGGAUUUGGGGGACUACAGAGCAGAGCCCGGUGCUAGAGGGUGAUCAGACAUGA
Molecule: messenger RNA, 1064 nt
Organism: Orycteropus afer afer
Lineage: Eukaryota; Metazoa; Chordata; Mammalia; Tubulidentata; Orycteropodidae
Gene: RAD51D
Product: RAD51 paralog D
Biological process (GO): telomere maintenance; reciprocal meiotic recombination; double-strand break repair via homologous recombination
Cellular component (GO): centrosome; replication fork; Rad51B-Rad51C-Rad51D-XRCC2 complex
Molecular function (GO): ATP-dependent DNA damage sensor activity; single-stranded DNA binding; ATP binding
Source: RefSeq, a predicted model, not a curated record